AUGUCUGAACUCACAUCCUCUGGAGGGCCCAGGUCCUUACAGAACAGGAACACCAAGAAUUUAUCUAUUGCCAUCGAGCACCAGAAGCCUGAGCUGACGAGUCUUCAAGAGAUACCGGAGGUACGACCACAGAUGCAGAGCAACUUCUCAUCCGGCACCAUAUACAGGAGGUCGACGCUGGAUAGUGACAAGUCCGUAAGGAAACCCGGGAACACUAUAUACUCUGUGACUCCCAAAUUAGAUAGAGUGCAGUCGGCGUCGCCAAUCUAUGCAAGCUCGAUGGAGAUAGACAACAAGAAGAAACUAGGGCGGGUGCACUCCUUGUCGCUGUCGAUCAAGACUAAAAACUUACCCACUCGAAACUCUAACAGUCUAAAGUCUGGACACAUCAGAAAUAGAUCAUUUACAAUGUCAGGGGCAGAGACUUCUACACCUCUUAUUACUGAUGAAUCAGAGUCGAGGAACUUGAAGAAGGAGUUCAUGAACAAAGUUGGUUCAAGAGUGCAACAGCAAGACUUCGAUAUGGACGCCAUGUACAGCGAAAUAUAUCAGAACACCGCCUACACUGAAGGACCGCUAUUGGUUGUAGAGCCCUCCAUAUAUUUAUACUCUGAGCCAAAUUUAUCAGUUAUUUUGAAUUACGAUGUGGUAAUUAACGUCGCGAAGGAAAUCGAUAACCUCAAACAACAUAUACCUGCAGGCAUGGCUAUUGACUAUUACCACGUCCCUUGGACGCAUGCUUCACAAAUAUCAAAAGAUCUUGCAUGGCUCACUGAGGUAAUGCACACUGCUGUUACUAAGGGGAAGAAAAUACUUGUGCACUGCCAAUGUGGUGUCUCUAGAUCGGCUUCGCUAAUAGUUGGCUAUAUGAUGAGAUACGAAAACUUAGCAUUGAACGACGCCUAUGCAAAACUUAAAGAGAUAGCCAAGGAUAUAAGCCCUAACAUGGGCCUGAUAUUCCAACUCAUGGAAUGGAAUGAUAUGCUUCCAUCAUUAAGAAACAAUGAGGCUUCAUCAAAGACCACAGUCCAAAGUAUGGAUAUGUCGCAAAAUAUUCCACUUGAAACCACAAAAAACGUCUCAACUUCGAAGUUUGACAAUUCAUCAUAUGGUAUGAGUAGCUCGAUAACAAUCAGUGACACCACCAGCGGAAAUAGUCCGUCAAGCGCUAACAGUAUCUCUUUACAAAACGAGUCGUUUCCUGUACUAAAUAGUAAGGAACUUACAUUAACGGACCUGUCUAAUAAUAAUAUUCUCAAUGGCAGCUACAAAAAUGCAGCCGAUGUGGUAGCGGAUUCAUCACAGCUAUGGCAUUAA
Nakaseomyces glabratus is the source of this 1317-nucleotide messenger RNA. RefSeq names its product tyrosine/serine/threonine protein phosphatase MSG5 (gene MSG5). Gene Ontology annotation, biological process: protein dephosphorylation; negative regulation of MAPK cascade. NCBI's taxonomy places the organism in Eukaryota, Fungi, Ascomycota, Saccharomycetes, Saccharomycetales, Saccharomycetaceae. The record is from RefSeq and is a predicted model, not a curated record. Gene Ontology annotation, cellular component: cytoplasm; nucleus; cytosol. Gene Ontology annotation, molecular function: MAP kinase tyrosine/serine/threonine phosphatase activity; protein tyrosine/threonine phosphatase activity; MAP kinase tyrosine phosphatase activity.